AUGGAGAGUUUAGAAGAUGAUAAGAUCUCUAAAAUGAGAUUAAGUUUGAACGAUUUCUAUUCAGGUGAUAAUCAAAAAGUGCUACAAGCAACCAAACACAUUAGAACUAUCUCAUCAACAGAAUCAUUAGAACAUAUGCAAUUAAUCAUUGACUAUGGAUUGAUAGCCAGACUUUUAGAAAUCGUUCAGAUUGGAAUUGAUGAAAUCAAAUUUGAAAGUGCAUGGGCAUUAACAAAUAUUGCUGCUGGCUCAACUGAACAGACAACAGCUGCUGUUGAACAAGGAUGUAUACCAAUAUUUAUAGAGUUAUUGAAAUCGCCAAAUAUUAACUUGGCAGAGCAAGCAUUAUGGUGUCUUGGAAACAUAUCUGCAGAAAAUAUUGAAAUGCGAGAUUUGGUUAUUUCCGAAAACACAAUAGAUAGAAUAGUUGAAAAGUAUCUUCCAUUCAUAUCUAUUGGUCUAAGCGAUAAUGAUCAAGAAGUAUUGAUUGAUUCAAUGUGUACUUUAAUGCAUCUCUCUGAUGAAGCAAACGAUUGGAUUUUCGAGCAUUUCAUCGAUUUAAAAGUAAUACCAAGAAUAGUGAAAUACUUGGAUUCAAGCUAUUUAAAUUCAAUUGUACUACCAGCCAUCAAAAUAAUUGGAAAUAUGGUAUCAUCAGAUGAUGAAAAGGUAACACAACAUGUAUUGGACAGUGAUGUAGUUCCACACUUAAAGUCUAUCAUUAAUCAUAAGAAAACAAGCAUUAGAAAAUAUGUUUUCUUUUCGAUAUCCAACAUUUCAGCUGGUACAAAAACACAAGUUGAUACACUCAUUCAAUCCGAUAUUUUGAAAUUAGUUAUUAAUCACGUUGAAUCAGCUUCAGCAGUCAAAACAAAUGAGGUUACCGACAUUUAUGCACUGAAAGAGAUAUUAAAAAUUGAAGAAGGUACCCUCAGGCAGGAACAAUACACAGAGAUUCUCAGAGAUGCAUACAUUCUACAGCAAAAAUCUGAGAAACAGGACAGAGAUAUAAAUUUACUUUCUUAA
Molecule: messenger RNA, 1026 nt
Organism: Heterostelium album PN500
Lineage: Eukaryota; Evosea; Eumycetozoa; Acytosteliales; Acytosteliaceae
Exons: 9
Coding region: 1-1026 (341 amino acids)
Biological process (GO): NLS-bearing protein import into nucleus
Cellular component (GO): nucleus
Molecular function (GO): protein binding; nuclear import signal receptor activity
Source: RefSeq, a predicted model, not a curated record